AUGGUACAAAUGACUGUGCAAAGCUACAGGAGGUCCCUGCAAGAGUUUUCAGAAAGUCCGGUUAUGUCAAGAUGCAAGAGUCUUGGCUCUGCCCACUCGCUCAGUGGUGCACCCCAGAGCAUCACUGAAUGGCUGGCACUCUGGGAAAAGGAUCCAGUGGAGAUUCUUCUUGAUCUGGGGUUUGGUACAGAAGAACCUGAUGUCUGCACUAAAAUCCCUCCUCGGUUCCUCAGUGGUGCUUCUGUAGCAAAAGGGAUCAACAUCCGAGUGUUUUUGGAAGCUCAGAAGCAGCGGAUGGACAUUGAGAGACCAAACCUAUAUGAACGUUUUCGACAGCUGGAAGUUCUUGACCACGUAACCAGUGCCCUUUCAUCUUUGCUGACUGACGUCAACACCCAACAGACCAAAGCACAGGACGCCGGUGGGGGUGAGACUGGUCUCCUGAACGCUGCAAAGAGCAGACCUGCGGUCACACGAACGAAAAAGAGAAGAAUAGGUCAGCUCCUGAAAAGGGCUUCUCAGCAGACAACGCUGCUGAAACAGGGCUCGCUGGCACCUGGGGAAGCCAACUUGCCCGGCAAGAAAGAGCAACCUCGUUCUUGUGCAGAUAUUGCUGAGAAUGGAAGAGUCCAGGUGGGCUUUUCUUCGUGUGUUACGUUGGGCUGUCUGACCCAGGAGCAAACCCCCAGAGACAAACCCCCAGACGCCUCCGCGUAUCCCAUGUCCCAGCGUCCACCAACUCCAUCAGGGAAAACCUGGGCUUCAUCGCACCUAGUUGCAAAACAGUCCCAUCUUUCUCCUGCGUGUGAGGUGCCUGCCAAAGAUAGACCAAGGAAGGAGCCAGCUUUGCUUGUGGCCCACACGCUCAAAAAAGUGUCCGACCUAAACUGCAAGCUGCCAGACUCAUUUGAAAUGGAAGAGAUUCAGAGUUUUGAGGAUGAAACACCAUGUGGAAAUGCUCCUGACACCACUUCAGCAGAACUGAUGGUGACAAGAACAAGCAGCUGCCAGUCAGACAGCAGUGGGUUCAUGGAGGAGCUGCCAGAACCUGUAGCUUUGCAAAAUGCAUCUUUGUCAGGAAAGAUUAAGUUCAUUUCUGAUAUCCACAAUGAAGAAACAGGUCUGUCACAUAGGACAGUUUUUCCUACGUUAAAUAAAGAUUUUCAACAAAAACCAGAUGAUUGUGUUGCUAAGGUCUUCAUCACAGCUUGCAAGAACAUUUUGACAGUACCUAGGUCAACGAAAGCAUGCAGUGACCAGGGAGAAGAGACGCAUCUACUGCUGACUGCAGAAAAUGGCAAGUAUCAGGCCUAUAAUGCUGAGCCACAGACGUUUGUACAAGAAAUGUUAUGUGACAUGGAGAAGAAAGAGGAUAAAACUGGAAGAAAGCAGCUGGAAAAAGAGGAGUGCAUAAAAGAGUAUAGUCCUUGUUUUCAGGCUGACACUCAGGGUGAAGGAGAUCCUAACUCCUCAGAAUUUGAUCAUCAUUUAUAUUUUGGUACAGAACACAAAAAAGUGAACGUAACCUUCAUUGAACUGAGUGAUAUAAACCCUGCAGUCAUCAGUGAGAGCAAAAUCAGAGGUGAGGAUGAAGGUGAGAGGUGCCUGACUGAAAAGGACAUUGGAGUUGCAUGUCAUGAAAGUGCCCAUCAAGGUCGUACAGGACGUAUUAAAGGACCGUGGUGGGGAGUGGAAGUGGUCAGCAAAGACAGAACCCUGCUUGCAGUGAAUGAGGUGACAAACGGGCAGAAGUUCUGCAAAAUAGAUGGCGAGUCAAAAAAUACAAGAUGCUUCCCCAAAAUGGGGCUCCCAGAAACUCUGCAGCAGGGCUCAGCAGCACGAAGUGGGAGCAGUGCCACUUCAAGACGUUCUCUGCAAGUAUCUCCGAGGCAUCCCUCCUGCCUAGCAGAAGGGCCUGGACUAAGUUCAUCUGAAGGUCAAGAGACUGGUAGUGUAGGGGAGAUGUUAGGUGCCAACAAAUCGGAACAGGGAGACACUGUCCAAAACAGUGAAAUGGCUUCUGCUCCUCUGAAAUCUGUUACUGUUCAGAUGUCUUCAGGGCUGGAGUUUACUUCAAGGGUGAAGUGCACAGGGCAAAAUGCUCCUGUCAGUGAAAGCCUUGCUAGAGAAGAUCUUGUGGAAUUUGCUGACACGUUAGUGCAUCACUCUGAGAGUGGUCCUCUCAUACGGUCAGACCCAAGGGCUUCAAAGGAUGGUGUGAAGCAGAGCAGCGAAGCCUCCAGCCAAACUGACAUCGAUGCCAGGAAACCCAGGUGGCCACCACUGCUUCAUCCACCCCAUAGUCACCUGACAAAAUCAGCCUCUCUUGACAGCAUGCUUUGUGGCAAAUACAGGUCACGCUACUGGGGUGAAGCCUCCGGUGCCGGCGUUGGGCAGGGCAGUGUCUGCUGUCACUGCUGCUGCUGCCACAGCUGCUGCCCGCGGACCUUCCCCGUGGGUGUCUCUCCCCAUCGCCCUGUGGGCUGCUGCUCAAACCAUGCCUGCACCCAGCUGCAGCUCUUGAAAACGCUGAUGCUCCUACAGGACACCGCAACGCGUCAUCUUGCUCCGUGUACCCUCCAUGAAAUAGAAGCGAUGAAGAGCUCCUGCCAGCACUUCCAGAAGAAGCUGGAUGAGAUUGAACAGCACCUGACUGAAGAGCAGGUGCUGUUUUCCGACGCGAUGCCGGAUGAAGGAAGGGAGGAAGGCAGACACCUGCAACUCUUACGGCGAGCCAUUCGUCAGGAGGUUGCAGAGCUGGAAUUUCGGCUGAAUGAUCGAGCAUGCCAGGUCAGGGAGGGCAUCCUUAUGCAGCUGGACCAAUUACUAGUAGAACAAUCCCAUCUGUUUUCUGAGAUCGGACUCUCUGAGUGGAAGGGAGAAAGAAAAGCCCAGAAUAAACAAGCAUUUCCAGAUGCUGCUGACACUGCGCAUCCUCGAAGCGGGUGUUCAGAAAUGGUGCUCCGAAGAGCUCCUAGCAAAACCACCACAGCAACAGGCUCACUCUCUGCCCUGCAGUCGGGGGCACCCCCAACACAGUUUCCUACCAGGACAACACCUGAGCUGAAUUCAGCCGAGUCUGACCCACAGGAGCUCUCCACCAGUAAAAAGGAAAUAAAAGGACCUCCCCAAGCAGAAACGGACUUUAAGGCAUUUUUACACAACUUGAAGAAAUCUUUCCAAAAUUCUUUAGGUGAUGAUGCAGAAGGAAAAGACUGA
Messenger RNA from Gavia stellata (red-throated loon), 3219 nucleotides. RefSeq names its product ITPR interacting domain containing 1 (gene ITPRID1). Lineage: Eukaryota; Metazoa; Chordata; Aves; Gaviiformes; Gaviidae. Gene Ontology annotation, molecular function: signaling receptor binding. The transcript has 11 exons. The record is from RefSeq and is a predicted model, not a curated record. The coding region runs from base 1 to 3219 and encodes 1072 amino acids.